Messenger RNA from Parasteatoda tepidariorum (common house spider), 1862 nucleotides. Its product is annotated as alpha-tocopherol transfer protein-like. Gene Ontology annotation, cellular component: membrane. The record is from RefSeq and is a predicted model, not a curated record. Gene Ontology annotation, molecular function: phosphatidylinositol bisphosphate binding. Lineage: Eukaryota; Metazoa; Arthropoda; Arachnida; Araneae; Theridiidae.
UAAUGUUUUAAUUAUGUUUCUAUGAUCUAACCACGUGAUCUCCCAUGUGACAUCUUUUUGCCUUGAUCUAUAUAUUAGAAUAUUUUUACUGAUUCAUUCGUUAGGAAAUGAUCGCAAUAAUUAUAUUCCUUCAAAAUGUACUUCUAGAGUAACAUGUGAACUAUAUUUCAAUAAGGAACGCUAAUGUUGACAGCAAAAUUUAUUAACGGACAAUUAAGAGAUGAUUUUUAUUCCUUGAAAUAAAUAAUUUAAUUUUUCUUAUUUAUACUGCUAUUGCAUAAACGAGUGAAAAGAAUAUUGAAGACAAAACUUGCGAAAAAUGGGAAGCGAUUACGAUCAUCAGAUGAAGCGGAAGGGAUUUUUUCCAUACCAAAUGGGACAUCUGACUGACUGGAUGGUAAAAUUAGCCAAAGAUGAAUUGAAGGAAUCUGAAGAAACUCGUAGUCAAGCCAUAUCAGAACUUAGGAAAGUCAUAGCCAAACAUAAGGAAUUGAAUGUUUGGAUUGAUGAUGCUUACCUACUACAACUUUUAAGAGCUAGAAAAUUCGAUGUGAAGAGAGCUGGGGAACUGUUACUCCGUUUUUACGCUCUUAAAAGAGAUUAUCCGGAAAUCUAUCCACCAGAAAUAGAUCUUGAGAGCAUAAAAACCGCACAGGAAGAAGCCUCGUGUUGUGGUGCAUUUCCGUAUCGAGACAAAAAUGGAUCCAUUAUAUUGUUUUAUAGUAUUGGUAAGUGGGAUCCAGAUAAAAUUCCAGUACCAGUUGCUAUUUCAGUAGCUACGUUUAUGUUGUUGCAGUGUAUAGAAGAUCCAGCUACUCAAGUAUGUGGUUUACGACUUAUAAUUGAUGCCAAAAACGUCUCUUUAAAACAUAUGCGUGCAUUAACACCAAGAUAUUUACAGUUAUUCGGUAAAGGUCUCAGAAAUUCCUUACCUAUCAGGUUUGCGGGGAUUCAUAUAACGAACGAAUCAAUCUUCUUUUCAUACAUAUUCAACAUUUUAAAGUUAUUUCUCUCAGAAAAGAUUAAAAAAAGGGUGCAUUUUCACGAGAAGGAUAUGAAGCAUCUUCAGAAGCACAUUCCAAAAGAAAUUUUGCCAUCUGAAUUUGAUGGUGACAAUACCAACUACCAAGCAAGUGAAUGGGUCAAAAAGGAAAUGUAUUCGUAUUUAGAAAAAUUUGGAGAACUGCAUCGUAAAGGUUAUCUUUGAGUUUUGAGAAAUUCAGUCCUUUAAAGAUGUAUAAUUUAUGCCUGGUUAAUUAUCAGACGAACAGUAUGAAGUCUAAGUUUUCGAUCUUUAACUAUGUGGAAAGACUAAUGCAGAUCUGAAAUCACCAAUUGUUAUUACUCAAUUUAUAUGUAUUAGUCUAAAUUGGAUUCAAGCAGUCUAAUUAGGCAAGAAAUCCAUCAGCCUUUAUUUUAAACGUUUCAUUUCAUACGAAACAAAAUGGGUAACCGUCUUCAUUUAAUUAAAAACAAUCAUAUUAGUUACUUAACUGCUAUAAAAAAAUUGAAACACGUUUCUAAUGCAGAGUGAUGAUGCACAUUAGCAUUGCUGAAAAAUCUACAGUUAAUUAAAAUUAUUCUUGUCAGCUAUUUUUGUUUAUCCUUCAUGAAUGAAAUGCAUAUGAAUGGGUUCCAGUGAUAUUCUUCUUUGCUUAAGCGCCCAUUGACUAUAUCUCACGCAGUUUACGCGAUAUAUGCAUUGAACAUCCAAUGUCUACUGCAGCAACGGGAGUCAACACUUUGAGAUAAUCCUUUGCGUACACAGACUAUACAGUCCUGUUUCUUUUGUUAUCUAAAUAUGUAAUAUAAUAGUAAAAUAUAUGUAAUAUAUAUGUAAUAUAAUAAAGAAUUUGUGUGUU